AUUUGUAUAAUUCUGUCUAUCUUAUUUUCAAUUAUAUCUUGUUAAUCUUUUGAAUUUAUUCAAAAGUUUUAAAGAAGGAAGAAAAGUUAUACAUCAAUAGUGCCAAUUUUUUGUUUUAAAAAAACCCCGCAGCAUACAAUGUUCAAAAUUUUUACGAAAAAAAAUCUUCGGCAGAAUCUUUUUUUCUGCAUUGAAUUUAGACCCUAUAUAUGUUCCCUACACACACAAGAAAAAAUACCCUGAAAAAACGUUUUUAUUAUCUAAAUGUUCAAUAUAGUUAAGAAAAAAUGAAACAGUAAUUUGCUCAACAUAAAAAAUAUUAAAAGAACACGUCGUAUGUUUCCAGCGGUCAGAGACGAGAAUGUACGUGUUCUUCCUUUAUCGAGUCGCGCUUUCGUUAAACCGCCUGGUCAUUUCCGAUAUAUAUAAGUAAGUCACGGUACAGACCUACAAUGUACUGGUAAAUAUUCAGUGCGAAUUGUGACAGUCUGAAUGAUAACUGUAUGAUCCCUAAUUACUUGUAUUUAGAAUGAAUUACAGUGUCAAAAAUGUUAUGUUCAAUUUUCUUGCUUAAUGACAAUUAAAUGCAUAAUCGCCACCUUUGGCUAGUUGUUAUGAAUUAUGAUUAACAUUGCGAUUUUUGGUAUUGUUCUCUUGGUGACGUGUUAAGAACGAUAUAGCCAGCAGGCAUAUUACUUGAGACAGAGACCACAUAGAGAAGUGUAGGCUCAGGUGACACCACGGCUCAUAUUGGGACAGCUCUUUGCAGACAAACAUGUCGAAGGCAUCGCUGAAGCUACUGGUUACAGGAGCAGUAAUGGCACUGAUCGUCGUCCUUCUGUACACUUCAGGACAAGAGCAACCGGAAGUAAACAACCGGCAGACGAUCCAACUACAACAGCAGCCUCUGGUUUCAUCAAGUCAGAAUUUCUCUCCGGAACAACAAAAAGAACAGCCAAUCAGAGCAAAGGUUGCACCAUGGUCACAUGAUCUCACUUCUUGGCGCCAAAAUACUACUCUCUGUAGCCAACCUGAAGUGGACACGCCCUCUGUUCUGAAGACCCCGGGCGGGCCUGUAAAAAUGUCCGUGUACGAUCCCAGAAAAGAUAUAUGGGUGUCUAGGAAAAUCGUUAACGGUGGGGAUUUUGAUGGUAACAAGAGGCAACUAGUGUACUCUCUGCUAGAAAGGGACCCGGAUAUUAAUUUUAUAGAUGUAGGGUGCAAUAUUGGAGUGUAUUCCCUAACAAUGGCUAAACUUGGGAGAAAAGUUCUUUGUGUUGACGCAUUAUACAUUAAUGUGGAACACGUGUGUUCUUCUAUGGUGCAGAAUAAUUUCGAAAACUCUAUAACUAUAGUGAUGAAUGCGUUAUCAAACGAUAGGAAAUACGUAGAACUUGGAGUUGACGAUAAAAACUACGGGGGAACAUUCGUGGACGAGGACGCGGGGGACGUCAAGAAAAAGAAAGGCCGGACCGUGACGGGGGGUCACUACACCAGUAUCCCCUCUGUGAUGAUGGACGAUCUAUUACAGCUUCCGGUCAUCAACAUGUUUAAUAAGUCGUUCAUUAAGAUGGACAUAGAGGGGUUCGAGUGGAAAGCUUUACAGGGUGCGUCUGCAUUCUUCAGCGCAAUCGACGUUCGCGGUGUCUUCAUGGAGUGGAUAUUUCACAAGGGAAAAGAUUCGGGAGUAAAAAUCACGGAGUUUAUGGUUCGACAUAACUUGUAUCCUCACGCUCAGGUGACUUUAACAACAUAUCGACCUCUCGAUGUCUCAUUAUGGGGAAAUUGGCAUUUUAUGGACAUUCUGUGGCUGAAGAGAUAACACAGUAUUUAGGUGUAAAGACUGUUGAACGUGUAUGUCGUCAUCUUCCCGUACUGUAUAACAAAGAAUUAACCCAGCCAAACAAACCAAGAUGGUACAUUGAUCAGAAGAGGGUUUAGACAUGGACGCAGACAAUUCCCCUGUUUGUGGUCAGCGAGCAGUGUGUAAAUGACAAGUGAUGAGGCAUGGACUAUAAAACCGCGCUUAACGGUCCGUGCUCUUUGAUACCACCUCACUGUAAGAUGUACACAAAGAACGCCCCGUUAUUCUAGGUUCAAUACACGACGAAAAAGUUAUUUAAGAAUGAAAUAUAACAAGAGGAAACUGACACAAAUCGAUGAUGAAAGUGGAACGCUAUAUGAAAGGUUAUUGUAUUUCCUUUGAAGUAAACAAAUAUAAUAGGUGACUAUAAAUUUGAACCCACAAUAAAUGCUUUUAUGA
Magallana angulata is the source of this 2263-nucleotide messenger RNA. RefSeq lists its product as uncharacterized. Lineage: Eukaryota; Metazoa; Mollusca; Bivalvia; Ostreida; Ostreidae. The record is from RefSeq and is a predicted model, not a curated record. Bases 776 to 1822 code for a protein of 348 amino acids. The transcript has 2 exons.